GCCUCGUCUCGCGCUUGCCUGAUGUUGUUGCUCUCCUCUCUGAGCAACUGACAGGCGUAACAGAAACAGGAGGCAGAGAGUAGAAGUUUUCCCUCUUUCUUUUCCUGCUCCUCUCCAUCAUGGAGGACCAGGGCCGUUUCUCCCGUGAGGAAAUCAACAGCACGGUGUGGGAAGUCCCGGAGAAAUACACGCGGCUGAAGCAGAUAGGGACCGGGGCGUACGGUGUGGUGUGCUCGGCAGUAAACGACAAGACUAAAGAGAAAGUGGCCAUCAAGAAGCUCCACAGGCCCUUUCAGUCGGAUAUCUUCGCUAAGAGGGCUUACAGGGAGCUCCGGCUGCUCAAACACAUGAAGCAUGAGAAUGUGAUAGGACUCCAGGAUGUGUUUACACCUGCCUCCAGCUUGGACGAUUUCCAAGACUUCUAUCUGGUGAUGCCUUACAUGUACACCGACCUGUCAAAGGUGAGGGGUCAUCUCUCUGAAGACAAAGUCCAGUUCCUCGUUUACCAGAUGCUCUGUGGACUCAGGUACAUUCACAAGGCGGGAAUCAUCCACAGGGAUCUAAAGCCUGGAAACCUGGCCGUUAAUCAAGACUGCGAACUGAAGAUCCUGGACUUUGGGCUGGCUCGCAGUACCGAUGCGGAGAUGACGGGCUACGUGGUGACCCGUUGGUACAGGGCGCCUGAGGUCAUUCUGAACUGGAUGCACUACACCCAGACUGUGGAUAUUUGGUCUGUGGGCUGCAUCAUGGCAGAAAUGAUCAAUGGAAAAACCCUCUUUAAAGGAAAAGACUACAUGGACCAGCUUUCUCAGAUCAUGAAGGUCUGUGGAGUGCCUGGACCAGAGUUUAUCCAGAAGCUUGAAAGUCCAGAGGCCAGAAGUUAUGUAAAAGGCCUCCCUCGACACCCUAGAAAAGACUUCUCAACGUUGUUUCCCAGAGCCAGUGAUAAGGGGGUCGAUCUGCUUGAAAAGAUGCUGGUUCUGGAUGGAGAUGAGAGGCCUACUGCCGAACUCGCUCUGGAGCACCCGUACUUCGACAGUCUACGAGACCCGGAGGACUUUCCUGAGCCGACGCCAUAUGAUGACAGCCAUGACAAUGCAACGUUGUCCCUAGAUGAGUGGAAGCGGUUAUGUUACAAAGAGGUGAAAAGCUUUGUUCCGUUUCCACGGCGGGACUCCAAGAGAAAAAACACUUUUACUAUGUCUCCAUGACCCCAUGGAUUCGAUUUCCCUCCCGACGCCCCAACAGAUAACAGCACAAAGCCAAUUACUGACCCAAAUCAAUUUUAUUUGGAAGGUAGUUGGAUUCAUUGUUUGAUGAUAGUGCUUUAUUUAAACAAAAACAUCCCAUUUUCUUUCUGAAUGUGAGCUUAUUUCUUAAAUGUAAAUUGUUACAUGUCAGUGAUUCGUGUUGAGAGUUUGUGAUAAAACGGUGCAGGAUUUCCUUUUAGAUGUGCUGUAAUACUGCUUUCCAUUAAACAAUAAGAUU
Cyprinodon variegatus (sheepshead minnow) is the source of this 1488-nucleotide messenger RNA. RefSeq names its product mitogen-activated protein kinase 13-like (gene mapk13). Gene Ontology annotation, biological process: protein phosphorylation; intracellular signal transduction. Gene Ontology annotation, molecular function: MAP kinase activity; ATP binding. Gene Ontology annotation, cellular component: nucleus; cytoplasm. The record is from RefSeq and is a predicted model, not a curated record. The transcript has 12 exons. The coding region runs from base 120 to 1211 and encodes 363 amino acids. NCBI's taxonomy places the organism in Eukaryota, Metazoa, Chordata, Actinopteri, Cyprinodontiformes, Cyprinodontidae.